CAUCCUCAGACACCAACCAGUCUAGAUCUUAUACAUUUUCUACAAGUUUCAACCAAACAACCAACCAACCAUCGAAUACGACACUCAAAAUGCGUGUCUCAGUCCUCAUCGCUCUUCUGCCAGCUUUGGCACUCGCCGCACCCGCACCACCAUCCAUUCGAGAUGUCGAGGGUGGCCAUCAAGCCUACCGUCGUGAACUCGAAAAGGGUGGCGGCCACCAAGCAUACAAGCGAGAGCAGGAGAAGGGUGGAGGUCACCAAGCCUACCGACGAGAGGAAGAGAAAGGUGGUGGCCACCAGGCUUACAAGCGCGAGGAAGAGAAGGGCGGUGGUCAUCAAGCCUACAAGCGUGAAGAGGAGAAGGGAGGCGGCCACCAAGCUUACCGCCGAGAGCUAGAAAAGGGAGGUGGCCACCAAGCCUACAAGCGUGAGGAAGAGAAGGGUGGCGGACAUCAAGCCUACAAGCGAGAUGAUGAGAAGCUAGGUGGUGGUCACCAGGCAUACCGUCGCGAGGAAGAGAAGGGAGGCGGCCACCAAGCUUACAAGCGCGAGGAAGAGAAGGGAGGUGGUCACCAAGCCUACCGCCGUGAACUCGAGAAGGGUGGCGGCCACCAGGCAUACUAGAAACCUGGCUGGAUUGUUAUAGACCAUGUAUCUUAGAAUCUAGACAACUCUCUUAUGUAUCUCGGUUGGUUGGUUGGUUGGAAGGAUGGCUCUUUUCAGUCUACUGGGUCAACCUUUUGGGGGAAGGGGAUGGGCAUUGGAUGAUAUGAGCCUGAUGGAAAUUGUUGUAUUUCAUAUCUGAGCCUUGAGUACCUGGCUCUUGGUACUUUUCGAGGAUUUUAGGAUUAGCCUGGUUCGAACUGGGUUUGGAAAAUGGACAUUCGUUUAAACAAUACUUUUUCUUGAAGCAUCGUGACUUUGAUUGAACUUUGCUGUAUUGACGAUAAUUAUCUCAAUUCAGACUUGAAC
Messenger RNA from Annulohypoxylon maeteangense, 971 nucleotides. RefSeq lists its product as uncharacterized. Lineage: Eukaryota; Fungi; Ascomycota; Sordariomycetes; Xylariales; Hypoxylaceae. The transcript is spliced from 3 exons. The coding region runs from base 90 to 623 and encodes 177 amino acids. The record is from RefSeq and is a predicted model, not a curated record.